AUGACACGACUGUCUUCGCAAACCCCGCUCCCUAUUUAUUUCGAGCGAACAAUAACUGAUAGAUAUGAAGACCUUUUAUUCUUCCCCACCGCGACAGAUCAUUCUUCGCCAGCAGCAGGACCAGGAACCCUCCCCAACCCCGCUGUAUCUCAGCUUGGGAUAAAAAAAGCGCAUAGCGUUAUGGCUAGCAGCACCAGGGACCAACCAAAGUCGCCGUUCCGCCCGGAGAGCAAAUUCUCGUUAGUAACUACACUCUCGUCAUCAGGCCCAACAGUAUGUCUGAGAGACUUGGAGCUCAUCAAGGGAUAA
This is a messenger RNA of Colletotrichum truncatum, 309 nucleotides long. The record is from RefSeq and is a predicted model, not a curated record. NCBI's taxonomy places the organism in Eukaryota, Fungi, Ascomycota, Sordariomycetes, Glomerellales, Glomerellaceae.